AUGUCACAACCAACUUUUUACUAUUUUGAUGGAAGAGGAAAGGGAGAAUUAAUUCGUCUCUUGUUAACUUAUUUUGAAGUUAAAUUUACUGAUAUUAGAAUUAAUGAUAUCAAUGAACUCCCACAAAAUAUUCUUGAUCAAUUACCAUUUGGUCAAGUUCCAUAUUAUAUUGAUGAAAAGAUUCAACUUUCUCAGUCAUUGGCAAUUCAAUUGUAUUUGGCUAACAAAUUCAAUUUUACAGGUGGUGACAACAAUGAAGAACAAAAGGCUAUUUCCAAUUCAAUUGUAAAUGUAGCACCAGAUGUUUUGGAUCAUCUCUACAAGACAUUGAACCUUGGUGCCAGUGUCGAUGAUUUCAAAAACAAGAUUAUUCCAAAGUUUGUUGGUCGUUUGGAGACUUUGCUCACCAAGAACGGUGGCAAAUUCUUUGUAGGCACUCAAUUGUCGUAUGCCGAUCUUGCCAUCUUUAACGUCGUCGAUAAUCUCUUAUACUUUGGUUUCAACGAUCAACUUUCCACUUACACCAACCUAUUGUCUCAACAUAAAUCAAUUUCCUCUUUACCACAACUUGUUUCUUAUCUUGAAAAUAGACCAAAAGCUACUUUCUAG
Messenger RNA from Cavenderia fasciculata, 609 nucleotides. RefSeq lists its product as uncharacterized. NCBI's taxonomy places the organism in Eukaryota, Evosea, Eumycetozoa, Acytosteliales, Cavenderiaceae. Gene Ontology annotation, molecular function: glutathione transferase activity. Gene Ontology annotation, biological process: glutathione metabolic process. The record is from RefSeq and is a predicted model, not a curated record. The transcript is spliced from 3 exons. Bases 1 to 609 code for a protein of 202 amino acids.